AAAAAUCACUGACCGAGUUUGUUUACCAAAGCGAAGACAAUACCGUUUGUUGGAAUUUUGCCAAAAAAGGUGAUUUGGAGAUUUGGCAACCCAAAAUUGCUGCUCUCAAAGAAAUAUUAAACAAGUUAGGCUUGACCAAUAUUCGUUUUUCUUUACGGAAAAAAAACGGGAAUAAUCAUUUAACGUCAUCACUAAAAUUGCCAACUGAAAAAGCCACAAAAAAUAACUUGGUCCAAAAAAUAUUUGAACUAGGCAUUCACACUAAAUUUAGCACGCUCGAUGGGAUAAGUAAUGCCGCCGAUUACGUCAAAAGUGCCCGAGCCAAAAAUUACGCAGCUUUGGCGAUAACCGACCAUUAUAACGUGCAAAUUUUUCCUGAAUUUAGCCAAGAAAAAACCGGGGAUUUGCGAAUUAUUUACGGCUGCGAAUUAGAAAUGUUGGAAGAUGACUUACCACCCUACAUUUUUAAUCACAAUUCUGCUACUAAUCAGAAACUUUUGACAGUGCCAAUAACCGAUUUGACUUAUUGUGUUUUUGACUUAGAAACCACCGGAUUUUUUGCGGCUUACAACGAAAUUAUUGAAAUAGGAUACGUAACUUAUCAGAACGGGAAAAUUAUUCGGGAGGGCGAAUAUUUAGUUUGCCCGGAAAAACCAAUUGCUCCGGAAAUUUUGGCUAAUUGGUAUACUGAUAUUGACCCCAAGGAGUUAAAAAAGGCUCCGAAAAUUAGUCAAAUCUUACCCCGACUAAAAAAAGCCUGGGAAAAUUGUGUUUUGGAGCUACCUUAUCCGGUAAUUGAUACUCUACCACUAGCGUGGAUACUCUUGCCGGAACGGAAAUCUUAUAGUUUAGAAAGAUUGAGCCGAAUGUCCAGCAAAGACAAAAUCAAACAAGCCCACCGAGCUCUUGAUGACAAAGAAACCAAAAAGUUAAUUAAUCACGAAUAUUUUCCUAAUCGGGGACAACGAGUAAAAGUUUUGGUAACUAACCAAGUCGGAUUGAAUAAUCUUUACCGCUUGAUAACUCUUUCACAUACGCAAAGGUUAUUUCGGGUGCCUUGUGUUUUUCGCUCCGAUUUAAUUCAGCAUCGGGCGGGACUAUUGAUUGGAGCAGCCGGCAGCCGCGAAGGAGAAAUGUUUGCACUUUUUAGUUCUUUUGCGGACCAAGAGAAAAUUAGGGAAAAAAUGCAAGACGUAAAAGAUUUGGCAAGGAGAAUUAUUACCACGGCCGAAGCACUAGAUAUGCUUAUUAUUGCUUCUCAUAAUGUUCAUUAUUGUGAGAAAAAGGAAAGGCUGCUCAAACAGAUUAUUGUGGCUAACGAGGGUAUGAAUAACACGAAACAUUAUCUUUAUUACGAAGCGACUUGGGAGGGAAAGCAAGAUAGGUUUGCUGAUUUACCACUCCAACACUUACUUACUCUGGAAGAAAUGAACCCGCAAGAAAUAGUAAACCGUAUUGGCAAAGUUGAUAUUAAGCAGCCGCCACUUAAUUACUCAGCCACGGAAAAUGUGCGGGGCGAAGAAAACGAUUUAAUAACGGCCUACACGCAGCGAGCCAACGAGUUAUUUGGUGAAAUUUGGCCGGAAAUUACUGACUUAAAUCCUUUGCCUUUUUAUAAGUUUUGUCCGGCUUGUCGUUACACUGAACUUUAUCAAGCUCCGGACCGAAUUUUCUCUUGUUAUGACUACCAGGAACAAGAAAAUUGUCCUCAUUGUCCUAAUUUAUUAACUAUGGAAGGACAUAAUUUACCUUUCGAGACCUUUUUUGGUUGGGAAGGGGAAAAGUCGCCCGAUAUUGACCUUAAUUUCUCGGGAGAUUACCAGAAGUCCGCUCAUAAUUACGUGCGGCAACUGCUUGGGGAAGACGCGGUUUAUCGCAUUGGGACAAUUAAUACUUUGUCCCAGCAAACCGCGGAAAUUUUUUUCCGGGAACAUCUCCAAUUACGGAAAAAAUUUAAUCCUAAUUUUGCGGAAGAAAAGUGA
This is a messenger RNA of Racocetra persica, 1982 nucleotides long. NCBI's taxonomy places the organism in Eukaryota, Fungi, Glomeromycota, Glomeromycetes, Diversisporales, Gigasporaceae. The record is from the annotation of a GenBank genome assembly.